CACUUCCAGUUUCCUCGAUAUCUCUUAUCUCUAUCUGUAACACUUUUUUCAGUUUUUCUCCUCAUAGAAAAAUGGAUUUCAUGAUUCCCAAAGCUCAGCCAUAUGUCUUAGGUGUUGAUCAGAAGUUGAUGAGUGCGAAAAACCCAGAAGAAAAAGAUGCUCAAACAACCAACUCUGUCACCAGCCAGCUUCAGAUAAAAUCCUCAGCUCGGUCUUCCCCUGAAGCCCUCGACAAAGAAGUUGUCCUUAGGCGUAUUCGUCAUCACAAGUGCAAAAACAAAGUCAAAAGUGUUUUCCAGGCUUUGGUUGGCGGUUCAGGACAAGCUCAAGAAAAGUGGAUGGAACUGGGUGAUGCUUUUACCUGCCCCUGAAAGGAAGCUAAAAAAAAUCCAUGACACUAUGAAUGCCACGGAAAAGAGUUUAAAACUCUCUUGUAGAAGAAGCUUAUCUUCCCAGAAGAAGUGUUUAUGGCCAAAUGAGUACUUGGUAGGUGGUAGUAUUGUUUCUCUCCGAUUCAAAGAGAACCAUUGUUGCAGUUAUGAUUGAUUGAAAUUUGAAUCCGGGAUUCUAUUAUGUGUUCUAGAUUUCUAGUACAAUAAUUCUGUUUCUUUUUGUGAUCAUGAAUUUUGUAAACAAGCAAUAAAGAUAUGAUAAAUCUUCUAGCAAACCAAAACAAAUCCGGUAAUGCAAAUUGCAAAUUGUUACAAACUAGUUAAUUUUUUUACUGGGAGUAGCUUAAAAUUACCACCAGUGCACAACACAUACAUCCCCAACCAU
Durio zibethinus is the source of this 777-nucleotide messenger RNA. RefSeq lists its product as uncharacterized. NCBI's taxonomy places the organism in Eukaryota, Viridiplantae, Streptophyta, Magnoliopsida, Malvales, Malvaceae. The record is from RefSeq and is a predicted model, not a curated record.